AUGACAGAAUCACCCAAAAGAAGGAGUUUAGAAUUAUAUACCAAGGAGUUCUAUUCAGCAUGUACUUUAGGUGGUAUUAUUGCAUGUGGUCCCACGCACUCUCUCGUCACUCCAUUAGAUUUGGUUAAAUGUAGAUUACAAGUGAAGCCAGGUCUUUAUAAAUCUAAUUUUUCCGGUAUUCAGAGUAUUUUCAGAAAUGAAGGUGCUGGUAAGACAUUUACUGGGCUUGGAGCUACCUUUAUUGGAUAUUCAUUGCAAGGUGCAGGAAAGUAUGGGGGUUACGAAUAUUUUAAGCAUUUCUAUUCAUCCACUCUUUGUAGAGGUGAUCCCGAAACUAUCCAUAGAUGGCGUACUUCUGUGUAUCUGUUAGCAUCUGCUACUGCAGAAUUCUGUGCUGAUAUCAUGCUAUGUCCAUUCGAAUCGGUCAAAGUUAAACAACAAACCACGAUGCCUCCAUUCUGUAACAAUGUCUUUGAAGGUGUAAACAAGAUUUACAAGUCCGAAGGUAUUGCCGCACUUUAUAAAGGUAUAGUACCUUUGUGGUGUAGGCAAAUCCCUUACACUAUGGUAAAGUUCACAUCCUUUGAGAGGAUUGUGGAAUAUAUAUACUCCAAAUUACCCAUGAAAAAGAGCGAAAUGAGUGCACUUCAACAAAUAUCUGUGAGUUUUACUGGGGGUUAUUUGGCUGGUAUUUUAUGUGCUACAGUGUCUCAUCCUGCUGAUGUUUUGGUUUCAAAGGUAAAUAGUGAAAGGAAAAUGACUGAAUCGAUGAUGGAUGCCACAAAGAGAAUUUAUGGGAAGAUUGGGUUUAUGGGCCUAUGGAAUGGGUUAACAGUUAGAAUCUUCAUGAUCGGUACAUUGACCAGUUUCCAAUGGUUAAUAUACGACUCUUUCAAGGCAUACAUCGGUUUACCCACAACUGGUCACUGA
Messenger RNA from Kazachstania africana CBS 2517, 930 nucleotides. It is a transcript of the gene PIC2, whose product is annotated as Cu/Pi carrier. Gene Ontology annotation, molecular function: phosphate transmembrane transporter activity. The transcript has a single exon. NCBI's taxonomy places the organism in Eukaryota, Fungi, Ascomycota, Saccharomycetes, Saccharomycetales, Saccharomycetaceae. The record is from RefSeq and is a predicted model, not a curated record. Gene Ontology annotation, biological process: mitochondrial phosphate ion transmembrane transport. Bases 1 to 930 code for a protein of 309 amino acids. Gene Ontology annotation, cellular component: mitochondrial inner membrane.